GAGAGAGAGAGUACUCUAGAUAUAUAGUUUUACGACAUCUACACAUAAACAACACUUCAAGAAGAGUAAGAGUUUAUUUUGAGCCAAAUAUGAUUGCCUGUGGCUCAAAAACACUGAUUUAAGCCACCCCAAUGACUUGUUCCUCCUUGCAAACAGCGUUUUCCGUUCAAGCAGGUGCACAGUGGGUGGAGAAAGGGGCAGUCGCUAAAUCAGAAUCCUGGGAGGAAACUUUCCCGGUUGCAAACUUAAGGUGGAAGAGCAAACGCCACGGGCUCGCGGCUGCCUGCGCAGCCUCGGGGUCCCCUUCCCUGCCAGCUCCUCCCCUGGUCUUUGCCGACCUUCCGCACCCCUGCCCAGCGCCGCCGCCCGAGCCGACGUGGCGGAGCGCACAGGUCGCGGUCAGGUGGUCGGUGACGCCCGGGACCGGCUCCCGGGAGGGCGGCGCCGACGCCCGGGGUGGGGACUGCGCGGGCGGCCGCGGGCGGAGCGCGGAGCGGCGCGGAGGAGCGCGGCGGGCGGAGCGCCGGGAGCGAGGUGGCUCAGACAUGGACCGUGGCGAGCAAGGGCAGUGGGAGUCCUCCUGUCUCAGCAUCUCUGGUUCUGGGAUUUCAGGUCUGCUGAAGACAGAGCCAGUGGCUGAGGAAGGAGAGGAUGCUGUUGCCAUGCUCAGUGCCCCAGAGACACUCACAGAGGAGGAGCAAGAGGAGCUGAGACGGGAACUUACUAAGGUGGAAGAAGAAAUCCAGACUCUGUCCCAAGUGUUGGCUGCAAAAGAGAAGCAUCUUGCGGAGAUCAAGCGGAAACUUGGGAUCACCUCGCUUCAGGAAUUCAAGCAGAAUAUCGCCAAAGGGUGGCAAGAUGUGACAGCAACCAACGCAUACAAGAAGACAUCGGAAACCCUAUCGCAGGCCGGACAGAAGGCCUCUGCUGCAUUUUCAUCGGUUGGCUCAGUCAUCACCAAAAAGCUGGAAGACGUAAAAUUGCAAGCUUUCUCACAUUCAUUUAGUAUCCGCUCCAUUCAGCAUUCGAUUAGCAUGCCUGCUAUGAGAAACUCUCCAACUUUCAAGUCAUUUGAAGAAAAAGUUGAAAACUUAAAGUCUAAAGUAGGAGGAGCCAAGCCUGCUGGUGGCGACUUUGGAGAAGUCCUGAAUUCCACAGCGAACGCUACCAGUACCACAACCACGGAGCCACCUCCAGAACAGACGACAGAGAGCCCCUGAGCUGCCGACCUGUGUCCUGCUGCCCACUGCCAGGUGCUGCGAGAGCCAAGCACAUCUUGACAACGCUCACGACUGCAGAUUUCUACCAGAUGUGCUUUCAUUUAGCUUUACUUAUUUCUUUGACCAAAUAGUUUGUGAAUGAAACCAAGUGAAACCACCUUCCCCUCCACUCCAGGGAAACGCCCGUUAGCUUGCGGAAGGCCCUUUGUAAAGGAGACAGCACCAUAGCCUCUGGUAGUCCCUGCAGGCAACCACUGUGCUCUUUCAAAUCACUUUCCAUCUGGAGUCUACGUCGAUCUUUCUUUGCUAUGCUUUGAAUCAUUCUUUUUGGAUCUCUGUACACUUAAUCAAUUUCUAACGAAUACUGUCCUUUUCUAAAUUCUGGUUAUUAAAAGUCUUGGAGUUAUUUCAUUACUUUCAAAGGAGAGACUACUAGCUACAUCUUUUUUUUUUCUUUUGGAUAAACAGUUAUAAGAGGACCAUAUCUUGGGUUUCUGAAGACACCAGAGUAAAGUAGACAGGUGUGUGUGCAUGUCAGUAGUUCUGUAAGUGCACAACAUGCAGACACUCAAACUGCCACUGUCGUGAGUGUGGGCACCCACCCCCACCCCCUUGGUAACUGUCACUUGUAGCUGCGUCUACUUCAGUGUAUCGGUUAUUUAUUAUACCAUUCUUAUGCAUUUUUUACAAGUUUAAAAUUUAAUUUUAGGUAAAUUAACAGAAUAGCAUUGUGAGUCAAGUGUGUGAUAUUACAGUAAGUUGGAGUGUUCCCAUACUCUCACUCAUAAUUCUGAAAGUCUAAAAAGUCUUUAGGUCUGUACAACUAUAGAAAUCCCACAAGGCUAUACAACUACAGAAAUGCUAAAAUAAUUCACCUUAGGGGAAACUACUCCCUCCAUUAACUCCAUUUAACACCCUCCAGGAAGCACAGACAGUUGUAUGAGAAAUGCAACUUGAAUGUUUUUUAUACUGAGGUGGUGUUGAUAACUCGGAAGGCUGUGACGCGCUGACACGGAUGAGCUGCUCAUGCUGUACUUCUCGGUGUGUUUGUGACUGUGAACUGCACUGUAGACAUUGUUCCCACUUUGAGAACUGUCGGGCUUGUGAAUCGAAGCUUCCAGAUGUCUCUGCUGAGUUCCUCUAUUAGCUGUGGUUACUACUGACCCACUACCGUUUCCUUUGCUGUGUGUGUUUAUGGCCUGUGAGGUUGUGUCUGUUCUCUAUUGUGCUGGUUUUACCCUUGUUCAUGCCAAAUGUUAAUUGCCAAGCUUGGAGUGACCUAAAGCAUUUCUUAAAAGCAUGACUAGAUUUAACUGAGGAUAAGGUUUCUGCAAACCAGAAUCGAAAAGCCACAGUGACAGUUGUUACAAAAUGACAUGCUGCCAUCCCUGAUUGCUCCUUGGAUGCAAUGGAAACUAUGCUCUAUUAUAUGUGAAAAUCUUAAUAAAGUCUGAGUCUCAGUAGUAUAGGUUUCAAUAUUUAUUAAGUGGACAGUGGUCUGGACAAAGCUUGUAUUCUGAAAUCAACUGGUAUUCUGGAAGCAUUUCCCUAGAGCACUGGAACUGUAGAGAUCUGUCUAUAGAGAAAUAUUGUGAUUAUUCAAUACAAUGAUUUUUCUACCAA
Rattus norvegicus (Norway rat) is the source of this 2843-nucleotide messenger RNA. The record is from RefSeq and is a predicted model, not a curated record. Lineage: Eukaryota; Metazoa; Chordata; Mammalia; Rodentia; Muridae.